CCACCCAUGGGUGUAUAUAUACUCCCUUAUACACCGUCUCUGCAGACCAUUCAGUGGAACUCUGCGACAGACAGCUCACCAGUUUAGGUACUACUGAAAAUCAGGAGAAAAUGGCUCUGACUAACCCCAUGCCCAUGGGCCCUUGGAAGAUCACCGUGUACGACCAGGAGCACUUCCAGGGCAGGCGUAUGGAGUUCACCGCCAACUGCCAGAACAUCAUGGAGUGUGGGAUGGAGAACAUCCGCUCCCUGAAGGUCGAGUGUGGCGCCUGGGUCGGCUACGAGCACUCCAGCUUCAGCGGCCAGCAGUUUGUCCUGGAGAAGGGAGACUACCCUCGCAUUGAGGCCUACAGUGGCAGUAACUCCUACCGCAUUGAGAGGAUGAUCUCCUUCAGGCCCAUCUGCAGUGCUAACCAUAAGGACUCCCGCAUGACCAUCUUCGAGUUGGAGAACCUGACAGGCCGUCAGUUCGAGCUGUCUGACGACUACCCCUCCCUGCAGGCCAUGGGCUGGAUGAACAAAGAGGUUGCAUCCAUGCACAUUCAGAGUGGAGCAUUCGUGUGCUACCAGUACCCUGGAUACCGUGGCUUCCAGUACAUCCUGGAGAGUGACGUGCGUGGAGGCGAGUACAAGUGCUGCCGUGAGUUCGGAUCUCACGCCCAAACCUCCCAGAUCCAGUCCAUCAGGCGGAUCCAGCACUGA
Messenger RNA from Platichthys flesus (European flounder), 701 nucleotides. Its product is annotated as beta-crystallin A1-like. Gene Ontology annotation, biological process: visual perception; lens development in camera-type eye. Bases 111 to 701 code for a protein of 196 amino acids. NCBI's taxonomy places the organism in Eukaryota, Metazoa, Chordata, Actinopteri, Pleuronectiformes, Pleuronectidae. The transcript is spliced from 6 exons. Gene Ontology annotation, molecular function: structural constituent of eye lens. The record is from RefSeq and is a predicted model, not a curated record.